Messenger RNA from Branchiostoma floridae (Florida lancelet), 2020 nucleotides. Its product is annotated as fibroblast growth factor receptor substrate 2-like. Lineage: Eukaryota; Metazoa; Chordata; Leptocardii; Amphioxiformes; Branchiostomatidae. Gene Ontology annotation, cellular component: cytoplasm. The coding region runs from base 119 to 1690 and encodes 523 amino acids. The transcript is spliced from 14 exons. The record is from RefSeq and is a predicted model, not a curated record. Gene Ontology annotation, biological process: cell surface receptor protein tyrosine kinase signaling pathway.
UAAAUAUGAAGCGCCACGCGACAGAAAUGUGUCCAUAUUCAUGUGUGACCUUUGACCCAGACAAUCAGCGCAGUGCGGGUGGUUGUCAGCACCGGAGGAACCGAACGCGAGCUCUGCGAUGGACAUCAUUUUCCAGGGUGAGCUGGACAAGUGGGAGUCGAUGAAGCAGGAGUGGAGGCGGCGGUUCUGCGUCCUCAAGUCCAUGUCCUCCACAGGGAACGCCUUCAUGGAAUUCUACAGGGACGUCCGCACGUGGCAACAUGAGGACCCGAAGGCAGUGGUGAACCUCCUCAUUAACUAUGAGGUGUACAAAGUUCCCGAUCCACGGAAGAGGUUCUGCUUUGAGGUCCGGUCCAUGGACAAGGUGAUCCGCCUGUCCGUGGAUAACAUAGACAUCAUGGAGAAGUGGCUGUUCCAUCUAGAUGUGGACAUCCGGGCCAACAUGCGCGCCACCAGCGUUCAUGUGCAAGCGAAUGAGUGCCAGGGAGUUACCUAUGUGGUGAAGCCUUACAAAGACUGUGACGAGCUGAAGAAAUUGAGCGCCACCGGCGAGCUAUUCCUCCAAAUCACGAGUUCUGAGAUCACGCUUUACCACCGGCUGAACGGGGAGGAGAUCACGUUCUGGCCGCUCACCUGCCUCAGACGCUACUCCUCCUCAUCCGGGACAUUCACAUUCGAAUGCGGGCGGAAGUCCCCAUGUGGAGAAGGCAUCUACACUUUUGUGUCUAAGGAAUAUGACGCCAUAUUCUCCGUCUUGGACGAGUUCGUCAAGAAAAAAGUCGAGAAACUUCGCCAAGACCAGCCACCACCUCAGUACGACGAGAUAGAGCGCGGGGAAAGUGGCAUCAGUGCUCCUCCGAGCUACGACACGCUGGUGCACAUCGGCGCCUUCCGCAAGCCACAGGAGACCGCCGCCUCGGAACCGCCGCAGAACUACGACCACGCCGUGCUCACACGUCCGCCGACCAGGGCUACCGAAGGCGGGGCCGGGGAGAGCUACGACCUGCUGACCCGUGAGUUCGGCCAGCGCUCCCGGGGCCCCAGGCCCCCGCCCAACACCCCCGGCGGGGAGGGCGCGGCCCAGGGCGAGGAGCCUAUCUACGAUAACAAGAACUGCAUCCCGCCGGACGAAGACGAGGCGCUGACCGACCUGUACAAGCAUCUGGAGGAGAAGGAAAUGGGUACUGCUGCACAAGGCGCGGCGUCAGCCGGUCAGCCAGGCCCGCCGGCCUACAGGAGACACCCGGACAAGAGCGACUACCAGUCCGCCAUCAUCAGGAAGUCGUCUGUCGUGGCUGAGAACCAGCCUGGGGCUCUGUUGGGGGCUGCCGGUGGAGUGCCGAACGGAGCUGCCGAGAAACCGCCGCCUGUGAACGGUACAGUGAUGCUGCCGCCACAGAGAGAGGAGUCACUUUACGAUCGCAAGCUGCCUGGUCAACCGGACACAACCCCGGGUCGCAGAGUCUCCAUCGAGACCAGCUCGCCCGCGCACCCACCGGCUCUGUCCCCGCACCCGACGAAGGGCCUGGGCAAGUUUCAGAGCGAAACUAACAUGAACACACCUGGGAAGGAGGAGACAGAGAAGAAGCACAAAAAGAAACCGUCUCUGGCCAAACGUCUCAGCAAGCUUUCCCUGUACGACAAGAGCGGUGACAAGGAGAUAAAGGAAGAACUGAAUCCUGCUCAGUAAGUGAACGACUCGAAGGGCUAACAAAAAGCAAAAUCAUCAUUUCUGUUCAUACGAAAGUUACUGUGAGUAGAUCAAAUUCUUUGCAUGUCUACGUUUCUGUUUUGUAUUUUGACGAAGACUAAGAUGGUCUUGCCAAGAGUGUAUCAAAGGCUAUACUGAUUCGAUCGUAUGGAUGACAUCCAUCUCUGAUGCGAGCGUGUGGGGAAAAAAGAAAUGUUGAACCAAAAAAUGUUGCCUUUAUUGGAAGAUAAGAGGUCGGGAUGAAUGGACAGAUGACAUCUGAACACUCAGAAUAUUAAGUAUCCAAUGUGCAAAGAGUAGGUGCAUGGC